AUGAUGAGAACCGUAGCAAAUGCGUUGGUUGCCUCGGGGCUGCUUCUAGCUCCUGCGGCUGCCGAUUCUUGCCAGACACCCAUCAACCAUCCAGGCACCGCUUUCAGUAAUGUCCAACCUCUGAAUACUACUAUCCUGGACCCCUACGGUCACUCACCGGCUGUAUAUCCAUCACCAAACACAACCGGAAUUGGAGGAUGGGAAGAGGCAAUGGCCAAGGCCAAGGCCUUCACAGCCCAACUCACCCUUGAGGAGAAGGCGUGGAUGGUGACUGGCCAACCUGGCCCCUGCGUGGGCAACGUACUCCCCAUUCCUCGCCUCAACUUUAGUGGCUUGUGUCUGCAGAACGGUCCUCAGGGAAUCGAGGAAGGCACUUACUCGAGUGUCUUUGUCAGCGGAGUAUCAGCUGCGGCUAGUUGGGACCGAAAGCUCAUCUACGACCGCGCCUAUGCAAUUGCUGAAGAGCACAAAGCCAAGGGAACACAUGUGAUCCUAGGUCCCGUCGCUGGGCCUCUUGGCCGCAGCGCAUACAAUGGUAGAUCCUGGGAAGGCUUCGCUGCGGACCCCUACUUGACCGGUGUAUGUAUGGAGGAGACCAUCAUUGGCUUCCAGGAUGCCGGCGUGCAAGCCAAUGCAAAGCACUUUAUCGGCAACGAACAGGAGACUCAGCGUAACCCAACCUUCGACCCCAACGCCAACGCCACGACGUACAUCCAGGACUCAGUCUCGUCCAACAUUGAUGAUCGAACAGUCCAUGAAAUCUACAUGUGGCCAUUUGCCAACGCUGUGCGCAGUGGCGCCGCUUCCUUCAUGUGCUCGUACAACCGUCUUAAUGGCUCUCACUCUUGCCAGAACUCGUGGGCGCUCAACCAUCUCUUGAAGACCGAGCUCGGCUUCCAAGGAUAUGUGAUGUCGGAUUGGGGCGCCACUCACAGUGGAGUCGCAUCCAUUGAGAGCGGCAUGGAUAUGACCAUGCCCGGUGGCUUCACCUUGUACGGUGAGAUGUGGACGGAGGGUUCUUACUUUGGCAAGAAUCUGACUGCCGCUGUUGAGAAUGGCACUGUCGAUAUGUCGCGUCUGGAUGACAUGGUCAUUCGUACAAUGACACCAUACUACCUUCUUGGCCAAGACCAAGACUAUCCCAGUGUCGAUUCAUCCGUUGGCCCUCUAAAUGUCGACUCCCCUCCCGACACAUGGCUAUACGAUUGGACCUUUACGGGAACUAGCAACCGGGACGUCCGCGGUAACCACAGCGUCUUGAUCCGCCAGCACGGCGCUGAAUCGACGGUUCUUCUCAAGAACGAGAAUGGAGCACUUCCUUUGAAUGCACCCAAGAGCAUCGCCGUUUUUGGAAACGAUGCUGGUCCUAUUACCCAGGGCGCAUAUAACAAUGUAAACUACGAGUACGGUGUGCUGCCCAACGCAGGUGGCUCUGGAACUUGCCGCUUCAGCUCCUUGUCGAACCCCUUGGACGCCAUCACCAGACGUGCUGAGCAAGAUGGAGCUCUGGUUCAGUCCUGGCUCAACAACACUCUUCUCACUACCACGGCGCUUCCAGAUCUCUGGAUCGGUCAGUUGCCUGAUGUCUGUCUCGUUUUCCUCAAGUCGUGGGCCGAGGAAAACAAGGAUCGGGACUCUUUGGACUUGGAUUGGAACGGCAGUGCCGUAGUAGAGGCUGUGGCCACCUACUGCAACAAUACAGUUGUAGUCACGCACUCCAACGGUAUCAACGUGUUGCCAUUCGCCGACCAUCCCAACGUCACCGCCAUCCUGGCCGCACACUACCCUGGUGAGCAGGCUGGCAAUGCUAUUGUCGACCUUUUGUAUGGUAAGGUCAACCCAUCGGCCAAGUUGCCUUAUGUGAUGGCAUACAAUGAGUCAGACUACAACGCACCCGUGACUACAGCUGUCCAGACCAACGGUACUUACGACUGGCAGAGCUGGUUUGACGAGCGUCUCGAGGUUGGUUACCGCCACUUUGAUGCCAACGAUAUUACUCCGCGCUACGAAUUCGGAUUCGGUCUGAGCUACACCACCUUUAGCCUGAGUGGACUGUCGGGCAACUCAUCGGCAAGCAACUUGACCGCUCUGCCCCCAGCCCGCGACACCAUGCCUGGUGGCAACCCGGCCUUGUGGGAGACGGUGUACACCAUCAAGGCCGACGUGACAAACACUGGUGGUGUGGCCGGCUAUGCCGUGCCCCAGCUGUAUGCCGGCUUCCCCGACUCUACGCCUGAGGGCACGCCGCCUAGCCAGUUGCGUGGUUUCGACAAGAUUUGGCUCGAGGCAGGCGAAACCAAGACAGUUACUUUUGACUUGAUGCGUCGCGAUGUGAGCUACUGGGAUAUCGUAGCUCAAGAUUGGCGCAUUCCAUCUGGUGCAUUUACUUUCAAUGCCGGCUUCAGCAGUCGCGACUUUUGGGCAAACAGCACUGUUGUCCUGCUCUAG
Molecule: messenger RNA, 2448 nt
Organism: Pestalotiopsis fici W106-1
Lineage: Eukaryota; Fungi; Ascomycota; Sordariomycetes; Amphisphaeriales; Sporocadaceae
Product: beta-glucosidase G
Exons: 4
Coding region: 1-2448 (815 amino acids)
Biological process (GO): glucan catabolic process
Molecular function (GO): beta-glucosidase activity
Source: RefSeq, a predicted model, not a curated record